Messenger RNA from Linum trigynum, 2649 nucleotides. The record is from the annotation of a GenBank genome assembly. Lineage: Eukaryota; Viridiplantae; Streptophyta; Magnoliopsida; Malpighiales; Linaceae.
AUGGCCGCCCAAUCCUCGUCCCCUGCCACCACCAACAUCAUGCUCGCUAUCUACGAGAAGAAAACCACUUCCAUCGAUCUCUACCGCUCCCUCCGCAACUACAUCACCUUCGUCUACUCCGAGCGCGAAGCCCAGAACCUCGAGGACGACCUCCAGACUCUCAAGCAGUACCGCUCCGAUCUCGAGCGUCAGUCCGAUCCUUCCCCUACCGCCCGCCGCGACCUUCUCCAGACCUACUACAAGGUCCUCUGCCUCGUCGAGACUCGAUUCCCUAUCUCAUCUGACAAGGAUCACGUCAACACCCUCACCUUCGUCUGGCACGACGCCUUCAAGAACAAGCUCAAGGCCUCCCAGCAGAGCAUCCAUCUGGAGAAGGCCGCCGUCCUCUUCAAUUUGGGGGCCGUCUACAGCCAGAUCGGCCUUUCCUAUGAUCGCGCUACUGUGGAAGGCCGGAAGCAGGCCAUCCACGCGUUUAUUGCCGCCGCCGGCGCGUUUGCGUACCUGAGGGAUAACGCGUCGGCCAAGGCUUCCAUGGGGUCCAGCACUACUGUGGAUGUCUCGGUGGAGUGUGCCGGGAUGUUGGAGCGGCUUAUGCUGGCACAAGCGCAAGAGUGCGUGUUUGAGAAUACCAUUGCCAAAGGGAGUACUCCUGGGGUUUGUGCUAAGAUUUCGAGGCAGGUUGGGAUAUACUAUGAGGAAGCUUUUGCAGCAUUGAAUGUUGCUCCUCUGAAAGAUCAUUUUGAUAGAGCAUGGAUUGCUCAUGUCCAGCUAAAAGCAGCUCUAUUCUUUGCUGAGGCUUGCUACCGAUACAGUUUAGAGCUCCAUGAGAAGGAAGAAAUUGCUGAAGAAAUUGCGCGGUUGAGAACGGCGGUGAGUGCCUUGGCUGAAGCCAAAAAAAACUCGAGAGGGGCUGCAGCGCAGCUUCUGGAUGCUAUUAGCAAGCUUGAAGCCAAUAUUAAUCGGAAUUUAGAGAGGGCUGUAAAAGAGAAUGAUAGAGUAUACCUCAUGAGAGUUCCAUCACCUCAUUCUUUGCCCCUCCUCCCAUCAUUUUCUAUGGUGAAGCCGUUGCCUAUGAAUGAUGUGCUGGAUGCAAGCAAGGAGAAGAUGUUUGCUAGUCUGGUACCAGAUAAUAGUGCUAAAGCUCUUUCCAGGUACACUGAAAUGGUUGACGACGUUAUCAGGACACAAGCUGAGAAAUUGCAACAGGGGAGUGAACUUGCAAGAGUGCGAUUGAAGGAAAUGGAUCUUCCAGACUCUAUUCUUGUCUUAGAAGGGAGUGUCACAUUGCCUCAAGAUCUUAAAGAAGAUGUUGAAGCAGUGCAGAUUAGCGGUGGUCCAACUGGCUUGGAAGCUGAGCUACAGCAACUAAAGGACUUGCGAAGAGUGAACCAAGAACUAUUAAUUCAGACUGAGGAACUUCUGCAAAAGGAAGCUACAGAGGAUUCUCAAUUUAGAAGCCAAUUUGGCACUCGAUGGACUAGGCCUCAUUCGAGUACAUUGACAAAGAACUUGCUGGAUAGGUUGAACAGGUUUGCUGGGAACUUAAAACAAGCUGCCGAAAGUGAUGCUAGAAUUGAGCGCUCAGUCAGGGACAACUAUGGUCAUAUGGCCAUACUUGAUAAGCGUCCGAUAGAAUCUGCACUUCCUACUUUGUCUCGGCCAAUUAUGUCGCUGGAUGCAAACGAGGAUGCCAUAGUAGGGGCUCUUAAACAGAGUUUGAGGCAAUUGGAGAAUCUUGGUGCUCAACGGGCUGGUCUUGAAGAUAUGCUCAAAGAGAUGAAAAGAAAGGAUGACAUUUUACCAAAGUUGAUGACGUCCACGGGGUCUCAUGACGAUCUGUUCAGAAAAGAGAUAGCAAAGUAUGAUAGCAUUUGCCAGGACAUUGGCCACAAUAUAGAGGCACAGGAACAGCUGCUGUUUCAUAUUCAGGCUCAAAAUGAACAGUUCUCAGCUGUCUUCAAUCUUGAAGACUAUAGAGCAUCUCGUGAGAAGUGCUAUAAGCAAAUACAAGCUGCAGUUGCAAAAUAUCGAGAAAUCAAGGACAACAUCAAUGAAGGAUUGAAGUUCUAUGUCACUCUUCAGGAUGCAAUAACCAACAUAAAGCAGCAGAGCAGCGAUUUUGUGAUGACAAGGAGCAUCCAGUGCCGGGAAAUGAUGGAAGAUGUACAAAGACAGGUGGCAGGAUUGAGUUUCCAGGAUCGCAAGAACACAUCAUCGCCAUCACCAGCUCCUUACAACAACUAUCCCCCGGUGAACCAUCAGAGGUCUCCACCAGCUGAUCCACAGAACGUGCAUCAGCAUGGUCACUCGCAACAAACCCCCCCGUACUAUCAUCAACCCCAGCAGGAACAGUCACCAAUGCCAGGAUAUGCACAUCCUCCGCCCCCAUACAGCACUUCCCAGACGCCACCUCCUUAUCACAUCCCUCAUCCCACACCUGGCGCUCCUUACCCACCGCAGCAGCAGCCACUGCAACCAGGGCAAGAGUAUGGGCAACCAGCGUAUCCGGGAUGGCGUGGCCCAUACUACAACAAUGCACAGCAGCAGCAACAACAAGGGUCAAUGCCACGCCCUCCCUACACAGUUCCUGGUCCAUAUCCUCCUUACCAAGGCGGCAGCAGCAGCGGCGGGGGCUAUUACAAGCAAUGA